AUGUUACUCUUCCUCUUCUUUAGAAAACUACACGUAAAUCUACCGGUGGUAAAACGUCUUUCUUAUCUUGUCUCGCUUUUUGAGGAGACCAAGUUGGCCGCAAUUCACGCCAAACGUGUAACCAUUCAACCCAAAGACAUUCAACUCACUCAUCACCUCCGAGGUGAAAGAUCUUGA
Melampsora larici-populina 98AG31 is the source of this 177-nucleotide messenger RNA. RefSeq lists its product as uncharacterized. The record is from RefSeq and is a predicted model, not a curated record. Gene Ontology annotation, molecular function: DNA binding; structural constituent of chromatin; protein heterodimerization activity. Bases 1 to 177 code for a protein of 58 amino acids. Gene Ontology annotation, cellular component: nucleosome. NCBI's taxonomy places the organism in Eukaryota, Fungi, Basidiomycota, Pucciniomycetes, Pucciniales, Melampsoraceae. The transcript is spliced from 3 exons.